This is a messenger RNA of Suillus clintonianus, 945 nucleotides long. RefSeq names its product dihydrofolate reductase. The transcript is spliced from 5 exons. The record is from RefSeq and is a predicted model, not a curated record. Lineage: Eukaryota; Fungi; Basidiomycota; Agaricomycetes; Boletales; Suillaceae. Gene Ontology annotation, biological process: riboflavin biosynthetic process. Gene Ontology annotation, molecular function: 5-amino-6-(5-phosphoribosylamino)uracil reductase activity. Bases 44 to 826 code for a protein of 260 amino acids.
CAGAUCUUGACCAGAUCCAAGUUAUCACCGAAUUGACUGCAUCAUGUCGGUGGGUGAUCAAAGUGUAUCGGACCUCCUCUCGUCGGUAUUACCAAAGGGUUAUACGGCGGAUGAGUUUCAGCGACCCUUAGUGACCCUCACAUUUGCUCAAUCUCUUGACGGGAAGAUAGCAGGCAAGGGAGGCAAACAGCUUAUUCUCAGCGGGAAAGAAAGCAUGCUCAUGACUCAUUGGAUGCGCUCCAUGCAUGAUGCAAUUCUAGUUGGCAUCGGUACUGUGCUAAACGACGACCCCCAGCUAAAUACUCGCCAUAUCCCUGAGGAUGAUCAACCAUACCAUCUGCCUCGUCCUGUGAUACUUGACACAAACCUGCGCCUUAAACGGUAUUGCAAGCUGCUCAAAAAUUAUCGGGAAAGAAUAGGUCGCCGUCCAUGGGUCAUUUGCGGUGCUAACUCGACCCCCGAUUAUGCCGAAAGAAAGUCCGCCCUCGAGGAUUCUGGAGCGAGGGUGAUAGCCGUGCCCUCGGAGGACGGUGGGUCAUGUUUAAUUAUGAUUCCGGACCUCUUGAAGGUUCUUUACAACCUUGGAAUCAGGACCCUCAUGGUCGAAGGAGGUGCGACUAUCAUUGGCUCUUUCCUAGCGGAAUCUGCACGCACCAAGCCUAACGCCAUCAUUAACACACUCAUCGUCACAAUUGCUCCGGUGUUGAUUGGUGACGAUGGAGUUGGUUACGGCGAAAAACUCUCAACUGCGCAGAUCCCCACCUUGAAGCACAUCCGAACAGAGGUCAUGGGACGAGAUGUUGUUGUUUUUAGUGCAUUAGAGUGAAUUUGUUUGAGCGAGGGUUUGCCCCCGUGAGAUAGCAAGAAACUACGACAACACCAAAGCAAGGCAGAACAACUGUAUGUUACAUAUGCACAAUGAAAUAAAUGCUGGGUAUAACAGUC